Molecule: messenger RNA, 3434 nt
Organism: Bursaphelenchus okinawaensis
Lineage: Eukaryota; Metazoa; Nematoda; Chromadorea; Rhabditida; Aphelenchoididae
Source: the annotation of a GenBank genome assembly
AUGGCCAAAUGGAAUCUGUUGCUCUCCACAGUUAGCGUGCUAUUUCUCACCUGCCAGUCGGUUAUGGACGUUUCUUGGUGGUAAGUUCUAUAGACUUUUUGACCGGGAUUUUCUUUUUUUGGGUUUUCUAGGAAAUUAUUGACCUAUUUCUCAAUUUUUUUGAAGUUUUCUACGAACUUUUAGACCGGUGGCUUGAAAAUUGGUUAAUUUACAAUAGUUAUCUUUACCCUACCUUAUUCUACUAAUUUUCUAUGAACUUUCAGGUCAUCAGUAGCUCAAAUCUCAGCGUCUAACCUAUUAGCGAGCAGUGCAGUCCGGCCGCCGCCUUGUAAGGAGCUGGACGGCUUAUCACCAGGCCAAAGGAGAAUAUGCGAACUCUUCAAAGAUCACAUGCCAGCGGUCGGAGCUGGAGCUCGUGAGGCUAUUAAAGUUAGUUUUUUCAAUUUUUUAAAUGUUUUAAUGGAAUUUAAAAUUUUUUAAUUUUAUUGCACGGUGCAGUCAAAAAAAGCGAUAGGGUCCUGCACAGUGCAGUCAAAUAUUUAAAUUUUUUAAAUUCACGAAUUAAAAUAUGAAAGUAGAGUUUGUGAACUAGCAUUCUGAAACAAAAAUUAGCACAAAUUUAUAUUUUUAAAAAAAAAUUAAAAAAUUUGUCAUUUUACUGCACGGUGCAACUAUUUAAAAAUUUUUGACUGCACAGUGCAAAAAAUGUCGCAAUAUCAAAAAAUUUUAAAAUUUACCAAAAAUUUUUCAGGAAUGUGAAUCCCAAUUCCGAUAUCAAAAAUGGAAUUGUUCAACUCCGCCAGAGGCCGGUAUAAUAGGACCAGUUCACAAAUAUGGCACCAGAGAAGCCGCCUUUACCUAUGCCAUGCUAUCAGCCGGUGUGACACAUGAAAUUGGCCGAAGAUGCAAGCUGGGCAUGUUACAGAGCUGUGGAUGUUCACAAAGCCCAAAACCUGACGAUUUGAAGCAGGAGUUCAGUUGGGGCGGGUGUGGUGAUAAUGUUGAUUAUGGAUACAAGUUUGCUAGGUAAGAGGACUGUUUUGUAGGUUUUUAUGGCUAAUAUGAAGUAGCAGAGGGAAGAAAAAGCUGUUUAUGGUAAUACUAAGGCUUAAUUUAACAAAAUUUUUAGAAAUUUUGAAAAAUUUUGACAAAAAAUUUUCAAUUUUCUUUGUUAAAUUAAGAAAGUAUGACGUUUCUAAUUAUACAAAAUAUAAAAAAUGUUAUUUUGCUCUGUUUCGACCCUAAAAAAAGCAGAUAUCGCUGACCGGAUUCGAACCCGCGAGAUUUAGCGCGCAAGUCCAGCGCGUUAUCCACUAGACUACAGGACUUUAAAAGCGAAAAUGGCAAAAAAUUACAUAUUUUAUACCAAAAUUUUGCGUAGAUUCAGAAUCUGAAUUUAGAUUUUGAAAAACUUUUGUUAUCAAAAAGUUAUGGUUGAUUUUUAAAAAAAAAUAUUGUCCUUAUGGUACUCCAUGGUAGAGUUAAUUUAAAAAUUUAGUAUUUUACAGUAAUCCAGCAAUAUUUUCCGAUUGAAAUUUGAAAUCUAUAGGAACCAUGAAAUACAUAUUAUAUGAUUUUUGUUUUCAGAAACUUCAUAGACGUCAGAGAAAAAGAGGAAAAUGCGAAAAGAGCAGAGAAUCGAGGAAGAGCUCUGAUGAACCGGUGGAAUAAUGAAGUCGGUCGAAAAGUAAGCAGAACGUUUUUAUACGCUUUUUUAGUUAAGGUACAGCUAUGGUGAAGUAGGACAGAUGUAUGGUAGGACAUAUGUAUAGUAUGUUAAGGUACAGCAGGGUAGAAUAAAGCACGGCAGUUUAUGGUAGGGUACAUUAAGAUACAUGGUAAGAUUGUGAGUACGAUAAGACCUAGGAUACGGUAGGGUGUUAAGUGCAGUAGGAAUUGGAACAGGAGACGGUAGAGUAAGGUUUGGUAUGGUACAAUACGAUAUGGUGCGGUGGGAUAUACCACGGUAUGGUACAGUAUUGUAUGGUAGGGUAGGGUAGAGUUGGGUAGGGCAGGGCAGGGCAGGGUAGAACAGGGCAGGGCAGGGUAGGGUUGGCUAGGGUAAGGUAUGAUACGGUAGGGUAGGGUAGGGUAAAAUACGACGUACAAAAUUAGAAUUAAAAAAUUUUUAGAUUCUGAAACGCCACACCAAGCCAAAAUGUAAAUGUCACGGUGUGAGUGGCUCCUGCAACCUCAAGACCUGUUGGAUGCAGCUACCAUCAGUUCAGGAAGUUGGAAAUAUAUUAACUUCCAAGUAUCGAUCAGCUCGGCGGAUCCAGAUCAAUUCCCGCGGAAAUAUGCAGUUUGAAAAUGGCGAAAAAGAAGAAAAACUUCACAAAAGAAACUUGAACAAAAAGAAAAAUCGAAGUUUAUACGAUUUGGUAUACCUGGAUGACAGUCCGGACUAUUGUAUGUCGGAUAAGAACGAAGGAACGUUGGGCACGGCCGGACGGGAAUGUUUGUGAGUUUCUUUUCGUAUGUUUAUGGUCCAAUUAAAUAUAUAUGAGUUGGGUAAGGUAAGACAUUUUUAUAUUUUUUACUAUGGUAGGGUAAGGUAAAGUAGAGUAGGGUAGGGUAAAGCAGCGUAGAGUAAACUAGGGUAGGGUAGGCUCUACUGUGAUGUAAAAAAUCGGGAAAAGAGAUGUCUCUGCAAAUGGUUUGAACCGUCUUAUAGUAUCAUAAAAUAAUUAAAAAAAGUUGGGGAGGUCAUUUUAUAUACGGGGGGGGGGUGCUUUUUAGACCUUUUGAGCUUCGUUUUUGUGGUAGUAUCUAAAAAACGCCUAUACCUUGUUCAAUAUUAAAUAUUUUUGAAAUCUGACAUUAAAUUUGAAAUCAGCAUGAAAUUCUGAUUCAGAUUCAUAUAAAAAUUGUCCAAAGAUUCCUUUCUACUACAAUAUCACCGUAGUAUAGUGGAAGCGCGCUGAGCUGACGCGCUGAAGCAUUGGGGUUCGAAUCCGACUGGGGACAAAUGGCUUUAAAUGCGUUUUUUGUCGUUUUUAACUAAAAAUAAUUAAUAGAAGGAAUAGCGUUGUAGAAUAGACUGUAAUAUUUUUUAUGAUUUUGGUGCUGUUAACAUUUUGUUUGGGGCUUUUCUUAUUAAGAAAAGUUGGUUUUUAGGAACAAAAUUGAAAAAAAAACUUUUUUGUUUAGUUUUUUGGCGUAAUUUUGAUUUUUUAAAUGAUAAAAAGGAUUUUAGGGUUAUAAACUGUUAUAUUUAAUAAUUUUUAAGAUAAAAUUGUUUGCACUUUUAAAAUUCCCAAUUUUUAAGAAUCAACACGCACGGCCCCGCCUCAUGCGACGUGCUGUGCUGUGGCCGUGGCCAUAACACGUUCGAACGUGAAGAAGUGACCAAAUGCAACUGUAAAUUCCAAUGGUGUUGCGAAGUGGUGUGUGAGAUGUGUAGGAACGUGACCACGGUGCAUGUAUGCAAAUAG